AACUUUUCUGGUAGAAGUUGACGUACAAUCAUGGCAUUUUCCUCCGAUUUUUCCACCUUUGUCACUCUAAAUUCUAUUUACAAUUGAUCAGAAUGAAAGAUUAUACAGCCAAGACCAUUUUGGUCUUGGCGAUUGUUGUGAUAUUUGUCCUGGAUCACCCAGCAAACGGGAUGACAAGAACCGAAAAGAAGGAGCUGAAGGCAAGGGUGCUGGAAAUGUUCCACCAUGCCUACAAGAGCUACAUGGACAAUGCCUAUCCAGCCGAUGAGUUAAUGCCGAUCAGUUGUAAGGGGCGCUAUCGUGGCUCAGAGUCGUCCAGAGGCGACAUUGAUGACGCUCUUGGAAAUUUUUCCCUUACUUUAAUCGACUCCCUGGACUCGCUGGUGAUUCUCGGGGAACAUGAAGAGUUUGACAAGGCCGUGAGGUACCUCAUCCGAGAUGUCAAGUUCGACAGCGACAUCAUUGUGUCUGUGUUUGAAACAAACAUCAGGAUUGUAGGGGGUUUACUCGGGGGUCAUGUAAUGGCACGCUUCCUAAAACAGAAGAAAAUCGGGAUGGACUGGUAUGCUGACGAGUUGCUCAAUAUGGCUAAGGAAGUCGGUUAUCGUCUUCUCCCAGCAUUCAACACCACGACUGGUAUUCCGUAUCCAAGGGUGAAUUUGCGACACGGUAUCACAGAGUCGAUCUUGAGUGCUGGCAAGGGUCAAGACACCUGUACAGCAUGUGCUGGCACAAUUAUCUUAGAAUUUGCUGCACUCAGCCGGAUGACGGGUAUUCAAGUAUUUGAGGAAAAAGCCAAGAAAGCAUUAUCUUAUCUCUGGCAGCAGCGCCAUCGCUCGAGUGAUCUGAUGGGGUCCGUCAUCAACAUCCACAACGGCGACUGGGUUCGUCGGGAGAGUGGCGUAGGUGCGGGAAUCGAUUCGUAUUACGAAUAUCUGUUGAAGGCGUACAUUUUAUUGGGGGACGAAACUUAUCUGGAUAGGUUUAAUAAGCAUUAUGAUGCUGUAAUGAGAUACAUCAGUCAGGGUCCGCUGCUCGUCGACGUCCACAUGCAUCGGCCGAACACCAACUCCAGAAACUUCAUGGACUCGUUACUGGCAUUCUGGCCUGGUCUCCAAGUUCUGAAGGGCGACAUCAAGCCGGCUAUAGAGAUUCACGAGAUGCUAUAUCAGGUGGUCCAGCGCCACAACUUCUUGCCAGAGGCAUUCACAACUGACUUCCGUGUCCACUGGGCUCAUCAUCCUCUCAGGCCAGAGUUCUUGGAGUCAACUUACUUCCUUUUUAAGGCGACAGGUGAUCCUCAUUAUCUCGAGGUUGGUAAGAACGUACUCAACAACCUCGACACACACGCCAGGGUGGCGUGUGGCUUUGCCUCAAUACGGGACGUCACCACGGGACAUCAUGACGAUCAGAUGGACUCGUAUGUGCUCGCCGAAACGUUUAAGUAUCUCUACCUGCUCUUUGCCGAAAAGGAAGACGUGAUUCUAGACAUCGAUGACUACGUAUUUACCACAGAGGCCCAUCUUCUACCUCUAACACUCUCUAUGCACAAUUAUUCUGCUAAUUCUACCAAGGAACCGGCAACAACAAAUGCAGCCAUGUUUGAAGACGACAGUAACUUUGAAAGAUCUUGCCCGAGCACGCAGAUGUUAUUCCCAGGAAGUUUGCACUAUGCUCAGCUAAUCAGGAACCCGCUCAAAGACUUUGUGGAGAAACUUUGUCCAAAGCCCCGAAAGUCCCCAGAUCAGCUUUAUGAAGACAGGAUUAAGAGUCAGCCCACCAUCAUACCACUUAAAAAACCUAAAUCUGCCCGUGUCUCACGUCUCCGCGCUCACGAUUUCAUCGCUGGCAACAAGGCCCAGUUGGAUGACUUGAAACGUAUGGGGAUCAGGAUAAUCACAAUGAAAGAUGGCCGUGUCCAGCUUCUUCAUACAGCGGCUGAUGCAGUGUCUGUAGAAGACGGAGAGGAUGGGUUGUUGUUUAUGCAGGAAAUGAUUGAGAUUUCGAAGACACAGGCGCAGCCUCAAGCACAACAAGAACCUCGCUCAGUGCAGUUAAUCAGCCCCCCGUUUUUCGGUGGCAUUCAUCUCUCCGCGGGGCCUGCCCAGUUUGGUAUGGAGCUGAUGAACUCUGAGGGCGUGAUCGGGCAGGUCGUGGUCGGUGAUCCUUAUAGCGGUUGUGGAGAGUUUGUCAACGCCGCAGAUGUGAAGGGAAAGAUUGUCGUCGUUGAGCGGGGAAUGUGUCUAUUCAUAGACAAGGCAAGAAAGAUCCAAGAACAUGGUGGUAUAGGGGGCAUUGUUGUUGACAAUAACCCAGACAGCAGCAGUACCGCAUCAUUACUCUUCGCCAUGUCAGGCGACGGGAAACAUGACAUCACUAUCCCGAUGGUCUUCCUGUUCACAGCAGAGGGGCGCAAGCUCCAUGAAGCCAUCAAGCAGACACCCGUUCUGCAAGUGUUGCUAUCGCAUCAUCCUAAACCACAAGAAACUGUUGUCAAGGAACUGUUAGGCAAGCAAUCGCGUCGCUCUCACAUUCCUCAGGAGUCUCAGGUCAAGGUCGAAUCUGUUCCCGAAUCCUCGACGAAGGAGACGGAAUCUCAAACCUCGGGCGAACGUGUCACAACGAUCAAUCUUGGCGGGGUGCAGAUCAAGAUCAAGACGGUCGGGGACGGACGUGAAAUCAAGGAGAAGGAAAUCGAACCAAGUGAUGACAAAAGUAUUCUGCGGAUUAAAAAGACGGAAAAUGACGACCACCAUGUUUAUGUCGAUUUGGAGAAAUUAAUGCGGACGUCGAAGGAUGCGAAUUUGGGCGAUUUGAGUAAAGAGUUGAUGGGGUUGUUGCAGGGGGAGGUGCUCGACAUGGGGGCGUAUAAUAACGAUUAUUUUAACGCCGUGAAGAGUAUGAUUGAAGCGGCGGUUGCGACCAUUACUAUUCCGAAGGUGUCCGACGGCCGGCAAGAGUCGUCUGCUACUAACGAUGAUGCUAAAUCGAGGCAGCAUUACGCGACGGAGAAGGAACUGCAGGAGGAUCGAGAAGUCCGGCCGGACGACGGCGGUGCGUGGGUUCGUGAAGCGAAAGACAAUCAGAAUCUAAAAGACGGGGAAUUCAUCGUAGAGAAUGGUGUCAUGUACAUUCCUCCGGGAGAAUCGGGGCAGGAUGCUACGCAGGAAGAAUCCGGUGAAACGCCGACGGAUACGGAUAGGGUAUCACCGAAUGAAAUGAUGCCAAAAGUUCCAGGGGUUGUUGGGGGGCGGGGAGCGCCUCGAGAUCAGGACGGUGCAAGUUCACAAACUGUAAACGAUCGGACUAGUGAUCAUGAACAACAUAUAGGUGGCGAUAGUGUAGAUAAUAGUAAUAAUUUAAAUUCAAGGACAGGAGAUUCGGGAGAUCAACGCUCAAAUGCCAAAGAUGAACUGUGAUAAAUAUUACUGCUGUCAAUGUCAUUAUGUCAUUCAUUCAUUGGGUCUGUUUAAUAAUAAAAUGUGGUUCCGGUACCCUCACCAAAAAUAUGGUAUGUAUGGUUAUUGGAUCCAUAGCUGGCAAGGUCUGCUGUGAAAUUUGUUUUAUUAGCGAGUCUAGUAUUUGUGUUCUGCAUGAAAAACAUUAGAAGUGUUAAACAAUGACUCAAAGUUUAGAUUGAAGGUUUCAUUUCAGAAUCUAUCCCAACAACUUUUGCAUGUGAAAUGUGAAAAUGAUGUCAUCGCGAACAAUUUUGGUGUCAAAAUGAUGCAAGAUGACAGUGUUUUCUCAGCAAUUUUGCAUUGCAAAAGAGAAAUGCAGAUUUUGAAGUACUGAGUUUGAAAAUUGUGGGCAAAAAUUAUGAUUGCGGCAAUCAUUGAAUGUUGCCAAAGUUUAAUUUUCAGGAAAACUAAAUCAGGUUCUUUGGGAAAACACAUAAGAAAAUUGUGUUUUCUCAGCAUUUAAUUUGGUAUUGCCGUGUUUGCAUGUCUCUGAGUAGAGUGCUUGAACAAGACAGCUCAAGUUGAUCUGUUUAUUUUGGGGGGGGGGGGGGGGGGGGCAAUACUCAGGAGGCCGACAGUUCUGACGCUUCUGAUUCAGAGCAUUGAAUGAUCUGGUGCAUAAACUGAUUAAGGCCUACUCCAUUUAUUCAGAGAUUUGAAAAAUGAACUGGAAGAUGACAUUUCUGAUUGUGUUAAUAUGUACUGAAGAUAAAUCCAGCAUAUGGCCGUUGUGUAGGCUGAUAUACAGUUACUGCCAAGUUGCAGCUUUGCAUGAAUGAAAACUUCGGCAUGGCAAUGUUUAUUUCUGUUUACCUGUGCCACCAGGAAGUACAGCGAAUAUAAAUGGCGUAGGCCUUUAAACUGUUGUUUGAAGAAGUUGCUUCCUAAUUUAUUGUGAGUAGGCCCUCAAGAUAGAAAUGUACACUUUUUGUUGUGAAGGGCUUCCUUUUAGAACUGAAGUAUAUCAUGUUGUUGGAGCACUGUCCAUUACAAUGUAAUGUAAGGUCGAGGAGAAAUAUUACUUCAUCUUCAUCUGUACGUGUAUGCAGUCUAGCAAGGAUCCCCAAACCAUAAGUUGUUGCCAAUUCAGUCAACAAGCUCCUCGAGGCAACCUGAUUCGACUAUGCCAAUUAGACGCUACAAUAGACCAGCCAGAUCAGAGAUUUUCACAAAAAUAGUACGAACUAGCUGUGCUGGCUGGUUCGUGGCCGAAUGUACAGCAAAACUAUUUUCAGAAAUGACACUGGUUAGGACAGCUGUCAGGAUCCCAGACGGGACAAUAGUCGAUUUGGUGGGUGUCUAGGUAGAAUGGCUCCUCUUGGCAACAAAACACCAUUUAGAGAUCCUUGCCUGUCUGGCAUGGACCUCAUGUUCUGCCGAAAUCUUUGUUGACAGCGUUUUGUUUAUAGAGAUGCUUUAAUUUUGCCUCUUAUCCUUGUUUUAUGAAUGCAUUUUUAUCGUUGGAGCGCGACUUCCAAAGUCCUGCUGAUUCCUGACCUUUAGUUUAGUGACUUCGCUUAUUAGGCGGCUGCUGAUAUCAUUGUUUGUUGUGGCAUGUGUAGGGGCCUCAAAAAUCCGUUUUUUUAAAAUCAUUCCUCCGUGAAUAAACGCUAAAAAUCCCCAAAACACCUCUAAAUCUGCUUUUUGAAUAUGAAAAACUCCAAAUUCGGUUUUUAGUAUGGACUAAUUCUGCAUUUUUGAAAAGGCAAAUUCUGUGUCGGGUUUCAAGUUGGUAGAUUUUCAGGGGGGGGGGGGGGUUGAUGUUGGUAGAGAUAUGCUGAUAUGUUAGCAGUUGCAUCAAAUGUUCGGUCAUCACCUAGUCUCCAGGGUCUGCUUGACUAUAUUCAGUAUUUUGUUUGUUGGCUGGUACCUGUUAUAGCAUUUCAAAUGCUUUUUCUUAGCACAAAAAGAAGAAACAAAUAGAAUUUAAUAAAGUCAAACUUCUCAAAUAGAGCCUGGGCUCUGCCCUAAUCAAACAAGAGAAUAACAUAUAAAUGGUAAUUUGGAAAUUUUUGAUUUUUUGUGUUCACUGACAUUAUAGUCCUGGUUGAGGAGUUCUGCUUUAUACCAUAGUUUGGCACUUUUCCAUGGUGUACCCACCUAAAGAGUACUAGUGUAUAAAACCCUGUGGUUUUUAAGGUGGAAUGCACUAAUAAUGGGACAAUCCAUACACAAUAGAGCCACUCUAUUAAAGACUCACUCGGGACUGACCAGUGUCUAAAUGAAAACAACCAAUUUGGGACUAAAACUAGUGUCCUUAAUAGAGAGGUUGUCCUCAAUAGAGAGGUUGUCCUCAAUAGAGAGGUUGUCCUUAAUAGAGAGGUUGUCCUCAAUAGAGAGGUUGUCCUCAAUAGAGAGGUUGUCCUCAAUAGAGAGGUUGUCCUUAAUAGAGAGGUUGUCCUUAAUAGAGAGGUUGUCCUUAAUAGAGAGGUUGUCCUUAAUAGAGAGGUUGUCCUUAAUAGAGAGGUUGUCCUUAAUAGAGAGGUUGUUCUUAAUAGAGACGUGUCCGCUAAGGGAGGUUCCAUUGUAUGUGGCCUGUUGCAGCAAGACCAGACUCCUAUGCAGUCAAUUUUGUCAUCCUGACUGCUUUCCUCUCUGUACCGGGCAACAAGAGGAGGCUGGUCCACUGCGUCCGAAGUGUUCAUGUAGGUUCAUAUGAUACUGGAGAUGAGCCGAGAUAAUGUGAUAAAUUGAUGUACCCCAAGUUCAUAAAAGGCAGGCAACAGUGAAAUGAACAAACGGUCUUAAAACCUGCCCAGUGCAGAGCAGCAUGCACCUGGUUUUGCUGUGAUGGGUCACAUGUUUUGUAUGCAAGGGGAAGUCUGAUAAUUGGCAAAUAUGCAAAUGCACAUUUUCCCUGUACAUGGCAGACUAUUUUUCCUUUCAGGUGGGGGGGGGGGUCUGAAAAUUAAGGUUUCGAUGCGUACACAUAGGGCCUACUUUAUAGAUGGUCCCCAUUACCUUUUGUUGAGAAAAAAUGAAACUUCUGUGUCUCCUCUUUUGAGGUUUCGGAAGCAGCAUCCACAUUUAUCAUGUAUCCAUAUCAAGUUGAUACUGUGACUCUAUACAUUUUUGUUGGCUGUGACCGCCAAAAGAUUUUUUUCAAAAUUUGCAAAAGUGAGAUUUGCCAAAAUGUUUUGGGUCAGAGUCUGCAGUUCUGAGGGUUUGGGACUAUAAUGAUGUAACUGCACUUCUAAGUACGCUUUUCAAAAAAUCUUGAUAAAAUAAAUUAUUCAAUAAAACA
Lineus longissimus is the source of this 6705-nucleotide messenger RNA. RefSeq names its product ER degradation-enhancing alpha-mannosidase-like protein 3. The transcript has 19 exons. Gene Ontology annotation, cellular component: endoplasmic reticulum; membrane. NCBI's taxonomy places the organism in Eukaryota, Metazoa, Nemertea, Pilidiophora, Heteronemertea, Lineidae. Gene Ontology annotation, biological process: endoplasmic reticulum mannose trimming; carbohydrate metabolic process; mannose trimming involved in glycoprotein ERAD pathway. The coding region runs from base 93 to 3419 and encodes 1108 amino acids. The record is from RefSeq and is a predicted model, not a curated record. Gene Ontology annotation, molecular function: mannosyl-oligosaccharide 1,2-alpha-mannosidase activity; calcium ion binding.